Messenger RNA from Pseudogymnoascus destructans, 1377 nucleotides. RefSeq lists its product as uncharacterized. Lineage: Eukaryota; Fungi; Ascomycota; Leotiomycetes; Thelebolales; Thelebolaceae. The transcript has a single exon. The record is from RefSeq and is a predicted model, not a curated record. Bases 140 to 1156 code for a protein of 338 amino acids.
CACUAACCUUUCCUUCAGCCUCGCCUUUUGGACCCCGACGUCUAGAUCGCAUCACUUGCGCACGAAAAAAACAAAUUACCAUCUGUUCCUCGCCAUAUAAUGCGAGGGUGCUAUUUUAUCAGAGGAUAUCCCAGCAAAGAUGACUCAUAACACAAUGAUGGCCGAUAUUCAACCGACAUACCCACUCUCGAAGGCUCAAGUCGACGAAAUUGCCUCUCUUCAUGAGGCAGACACGUCGGAGCUCGAGGGGCAAUUGAAGAAGCUCUCGGAGACAUGCCAAAGUAACUGCGCCUCGGGAUUUUCCAAAUGCACAACCCAUCAGAAUGAGAUGCGCAAACUGUACCAAAAUGCAUACACAGCAGAAUCGGCUGGACGCUGGACCUCAUACCGACCAGCGGAAUAUACCAAAGAUCUAAAGCGAAUGUUCGAUGCGCAGGCUACCAUAGAGAAGAUCAACGGCCGCGUCCGGAGGGAGAAUAUGCAGCAUAUCAAGGACUCGCAAUGCACUUUUGGACCCAGCAACCAUCCGACGGUUAAGAAGGUUAAGAUACGAGCUGCUGAAUUGCGUGGGACAGGGACGUCUCUAGCGGACAUUGAUAGCUACAUUAUCCAAGAAGAGGGAAAGCUACUGAGUACGCUCACUCCCGAACAGCAAGAGGCCCAGGCCGAAUACGACAAAUCCAAAUCUGAGGCCGAGAAAUACUCCUACCUCCGCACAAGCGCCUGCACCGCCCAGCCAACCGACACACCCCGCGACGCCGAGCUGCGACAAAAGUGGACAAAGCUAUUCGACAACAAGACCCCCUACAUCGAGAUCCUGCCCGUGAUGGAGAAAGACAUCGCCGACGCAAAGUCGAACGCACAGAUUCUCGAGAACCGGCUCGCGGAUCUACGGAACGCGCAAGCGGCGAACAAUAAAGCCAAAGCGGCGAAGGAGGAGAGUAAGCGCAAGCAGGCGAGGGAUGCGAUCAGGCGCUGCUGUUCGGAGGGGUGUGGGAAUGUUUGUGAGCUCAGUGGGCCGAAUGCGGAUCUGGGGUGCGAGAGGUGCUUUGGGUUGAAGGAGGAGGGGGGGUUGCAGAACUAUUCGUGGUUUUGUAGUCCGGAGUGCGCGAAAGCGAAUGCGGGGAGCCAUAAUGCGAGGUUUCAUUCGAGCUGAGUGGUGGCUGCUGAAGGGUAUCUGUUUGCCUGUGUGUUUAGAGGUGGGUUUUGUAAGGGGUUUGGAUGGCGUUUAUGGGCGCUUUGGUGAUACCCAUACCUUUGUUUUGUUUGACGAGAAUCUUUGUAGCUAUGUACGACUGCUAUUUUGACCUGAGAAUAGAUAGAACCUCCCAUGGGAGGUCAAGUUCAAGCCAGCAUAGUUUAGAAUUAUGGGAUAUU